Mangifera indica (mango) is the source of this 2482-nucleotide messenger RNA. Its product is annotated as growth-regulating factor 1. Gene Ontology annotation, biological process: regulation of DNA-templated transcription; DNA-templated transcription; developmental process. Lineage: Eukaryota; Viridiplantae; Streptophyta; Magnoliopsida; Sapindales; Anacardiaceae. Gene Ontology annotation, cellular component: nucleus. Gene Ontology annotation, molecular function: ATP binding. The record is from RefSeq and is a predicted model, not a curated record. The transcript has 4 exons. The coding region runs from base 269 to 2074 and encodes 601 amino acids.
UUCUCUUUCUCUCUCUCUCUCCAAUUAUUUCUUUUUCCAUCGAUCAGUCUUUUUACUUAAUGAUCUGUUUAAACACUACAAAACAGGCUGACCUUUAACAUGAGCUUCUCUCUUCUUCGUUGUGUUCAGCUCGACACUGUUUAGAGUUACAAAGAAAAACCCACUUCUUUCUCAUUUCACUUGAUUAAUUAAACUCAUUUGCUAUUUUCCUUAUUUUGCCGUAUGGAGUUUGUUUAGAAUAUUGGCGGUGUUGGUGUGCGUCUUCGACAUGGAUUUUGGGAUUCUGGGUUUGGAGGGUCUUGUUGUGGCUCCUGAAAAUGGAGCUCCAUCUUCAGUUUCUGUGCCAUCUGAGACCAUUGCAAAGGUUGUUUUUGGUUCUAGGUUCUCUAAGCAAGAAAGAUCCGGCUCUGUUGAAUACGACCGGCAAGCUUUAAAAACACCAAAAACUGGCGACUUCUCUUCAGCUUCCAAGCCAAUGCCAUUGCAACAAGGCAUUCCUUUGUUAAGAUCUAAUUCUAUUUUUUCUGCUUCUGGUGAUACUUCUCGUCAACCGGAACAAAUGCCGAGCUUUUCUUCAAACAAAUCAGAAAUUCCUUUUUUCAAUACAAGUACUGAUGCAUUUCUUGAAAGAAGCCCGCAACCCACCGUCUUACCUUACUACCACCACCUCACACCUCCUGCUUAUCCAAGACCUGCAGGUUAUGGUUCUGGAGGUUUGAAUGUAGGCAUGCAUGGGGCUUUUUCUGUGGUUAAAGGACCAUUUACUCCUUCUCAGUGGAUUGAGCUAGAACACCAGGCCUUGAUCUACAAGUAUGUCAGUGCAAAUGUGUCUGUACCACCCAAUUUGCUCAUCCCCAUCAGAAAGUCCUUUCAAACGUUUGACAUGCAUUACUCAUCUUCUGGAUCCUUUUCUCCCAGUUCAUAUGGAUGGGGGUCUUUCCAUCUGGGCUAUGCUAGCAACACUGAUCCUGAGCCGGGGAGGUGUAGGCGAACGGAUGGAAAGAAAUGGCGGUGCUCGAGGGAUGCUGUUGCAGAUCAGAAGUAUUGUGAAAGACACAUUAAUAGGGGCCGCCAUCGUUCAAGAAAGCCCGUGGAAGGCCAGACCGGCCAUGCAGCCUCUGGGACCACUAAUUUGAAGCUGGUGCCAAUGACUUCCUCUGUGUCAACAUCGGCGAUAACCAGUGAUGGUGCAUCCAACAGUCUAGGCAUCACCCAGCACCAAUUGAAAAACUUACAGCCUGGUGCUACCAAACCUUCUGCGGAUGCCCUUGUCAGCAGAGUGCAAGAUUUGCGGACUAUCUCCAUGAUGUCUUCCACCAUCAACCUAAAAUCUAAUGAAUCUACUUUCCCUGAUAUAAAACAAGAUAUUCCAUUUGAAGAAUCCUCUCAAUCUGUGUUUGGAUUUGUUUGCUCUGACUCCCUACUUAAUCCUUCUCAAAGGAGCUCAUAUUCGAAUUCCAAAAACUGUGGUGGGUCUUUCCUAGAUUUUAAUGACCAUGAAACCCAAGAUCAAAAUCCUCUUCGGAAAUUCAUGGAUGACUGGCCUAAGGAUGAGUCUAAUUGUUCUGUCCUUACUUGGCCUGAAGACCUUAAGUCAGACUGGACUCAACUGUCAAUGUCAAUUCCUAUAGCUCCAGAAUUCUCAUCAUCAUCCUCACCGAACAGCGAGAAACUAGCUCUAUCACCACUUCGGUUAUCUCAUGAAUUUGAACCUACCCAAGCGGGUUUGGGGUUAAACAAAGAUCUCAAUGAGCCAACCCAAAAGCUAACAAACUGGAUAUCUAAGUCUUGGGGAACUUCAAUGGGUGGUCCUUUAGGAGAGGCAUUAACCAAUACCUCAAACAAUGUGGGUAACUGCAAGAGUUCAUCUCUUAACCUGGUAACUAAAGGGUGGGAUAGCACCCAGCAGUUGGGAUCUUCUCCAACGGGUGUCUUGCAAAAGUCAACUUUCUGUUCACUUUCAAACAGUAGUUCAGGGAGCAGUUCAAUAGCUGAUAACAAGACAACACAUGAUGGAGUGAUCAUCUGUGAAGGCUCAACCCUUCUUAGUUCCUCCCCCAUUCCAUCUCUGUAAUCAGAAAAAGAAUCAGGCAAGAAAGACACAAGUAGCUGGAUCAGAGUGGACAGCUUUGCAGCAACUAUGUUGUAUGUUAUUAGUUUCUGUGAUAGGUUCUUCAGCUUGCAGUUUUCAAAAGUACAUCACAUUGUUAUGCAUUAGUCAUUUAAACUCAUGAACCUUGGGGUCCCUAUAGUUUAUGAAUCGAGGUAGUUUAUGAUUAAGUUCCAUCCUUUUUGGCUAGUGGCCAAACAUUUGGUUGUUGGAGGGGCAGCUUCCCUUAACAUGAUAGAGCUGUAAAAUCUGUUGAUUUGUGCAGGCUAGCCCCAAAAUACUGGGGUUACAGCUCCAUGAUGACGUAAGCUUUCAAAAUGCAUACUGAUUAUUGUGGCUUGGCUGUAUGACCUGGACCAUAAUGUUGAUAUA